AUGGUGGCGUAAGACCUGCGGGCCACGGCGAGAUGAUUCCAGCAGCCAAUGUGACCCUACAGCGCAUCAAGAAAGAGCUCGACGAGAUGACGAGCGACCCGCCGUCCAACUGCUCGGCGGGACUCAACGACACUGGUGACAUGUUCAACUGGCAGGCCACCAUCUCGGGACCCGAGAAGACCCCUUUCGAGGGAGGAGUCUUCAAGCUGAGCAUCUUCUUCCCCAAUGACUACCCGUUCAAGCCGCCCCAGGUGAAGUUCAUUACCAAAAUCUACCACCCGAACAUCAACGGCAAUGGCAUCAUCUGCCUGGACAUUCUCAAGUCCCAAUGGUCUCCUGCCUUGUCGAUCGCCAAGGUGCUGCUGUCCAUCUGCGCGCUCAUGUGCGAGCCGAACCCGGACGACCCGCUCAUGCCGGAGGUCGCCUCCAUGUACAAGAACAACCGCGCUCAGUACAACGCCACUGCCCGGAAGUGGACCACGGAAUACGCCAUGGAGUAAUGCGACGGCGAACAAGGGUGGCAUUGCCGACGCCCUCACACCGCGCAUGCAAACCAGCGUCGCACUACUCAAGGAGGCUGGGCGCACGGCUACGUUAUAGGCAGUCUUUCGGUGGACUCCUUCAGAAAUUAUUUUCUUGAGUUUCGAAAUUCUUUAAGGCUCACACGCAAAAUUUGUGUAAGGCACCUGCACACUCGCAGCAGCGAUGGAGCAGCCUGUGCUGCUAUAAUUAUUUUGUUGCUUGCUCAUUAGUGAUCUAACCAAACGUACUCACUUGCCUUCUGCGAAAUGAAUGGACAAAUAACGACUGCCGACGCACAAAUUGCAGCGUUUCCGGUAGCGCAUGUCUUUUCCUGCGCUCAAAAAACCAUGUGUGGUGGAGUGCGUAAUCAUUCGGCGUAUCACUCAAAU
This is a messenger RNA of Dermacentor andersoni, 911 nucleotides long. Its product is annotated as ubiquitin-conjugating enzyme E2 D2-like. NCBI's taxonomy places the organism in Eukaryota, Metazoa, Arthropoda, Arachnida, Ixodida, Ixodidae. The record is from RefSeq and is a predicted model, not a curated record.